AUGCAAACAUCUCAAAUGAAUCAAUACUGUAAUACUAGAAAAUUUCCAGUAUUUGAUGCAAUAGACUCUACUCCUGUUUUAGAAGAUAAUGAACCAUAUCAUUUAAAACUUUGUUUUUGUCCAUUAUGCCAAAAAGGAAUGGCUGUUUUAGCAAAAGAACGAUCAAGAAAUGUUAUUUCAUGGCAGUAUAUUUGUAGAGUUAUUUUUUAUUGUUUAUCAGUGAUUUAUAAAAAGAAUGGAUAUUUUUCUUUAAAAUAUGAUGUUCAUUGGUUUAUUGUUGAUCAUUGGUAUCUUUUUUCACAAUUAGACCAAUUUAGAACUAAUCCAAAUAAAUGGAAAAAAGCUAUUUUAGACGCUAUGAUUCAUUGUAAUUUAUUUGAGUCAGGUAAAUCAACAAUGAAUAAAACUGGUGUUUGGAAAUUACGUAAAUAUGAAGCACCUUGGGAAUGUUCAGAAAAUAAUUGUUGUGAAUAUAACAAUAUGAAUUCAGAGAAAUUAAUGUCAACUGAAUGUUCUCAAGAAGAAUUUAUUCUAAAUGAAAAAGAUAAAAAAUGUGCAUUACCUUCUCUUUCUUCAAUGUAUAAAUAUUCAAUGAAUGAUAUUAGUCCUGAAGUUACUCCAUUACCUAGUCUGUCUAAAGUUCUUAAUGAAAAUAUUAAAUUAGAUGAUUUUAAUGGUUUUGUUCAAAACCUUCUUUGA
Molecule: messenger RNA, 699 nt
Organism: Entamoeba nuttalli P19
Lineage: Eukaryota; Evosea; Mastigamoebida; Endamoebidae
Exons: 1
Coding region: 1-699 (232 amino acids)
Source: RefSeq, a predicted model, not a curated record